This is a messenger RNA of Diabrotica virgifera virgifera (western corn rootworm), 7164 nucleotides long. Its product is annotated as fatty acid synthase-like. The record is from RefSeq and is a predicted model, not a curated record. Gene Ontology annotation, biological process: fatty acid biosynthetic process. The coding region runs from base 121 to 7059 and encodes 2312 amino acids. NCBI's taxonomy places the organism in Eukaryota, Metazoa, Arthropoda, Insecta, Coleoptera, Chrysomelidae. The transcript is spliced from 21 exons. Gene Ontology annotation, molecular function: 3-oxoacyl-[acyl-carrier-protein] synthase activity; fatty acid synthase activity; oxidoreductase activity.
UAAUCGGUUGCUUAAGUGUUAUUAAAUUGAAAGUUUUACUACUUAAAAUAGCGGUACCAAAAAGUAUACAUUGUAUUCUGCAUUUUUGGUUUUCUUUGUUGUUCUGAAGAAAGAGUUAUCAUGAAAGACUUUUUGGAAAACGACAAAAUCGUUAUCACAGGAAUUUCGGGAAAGUUUCCGCAGUGCCAAAAUGUGGAAGAGUUCACAGAAGCGCUUUUAAGUGGAGUAGAUUUGGUAAAAGAAGAUAAUAGUACAAGAUAUCCAGCAGGAAUAUGGGGAGUUCCCAAAAGAGCUGCUACUGUUUUAAAUAUAGACAAAUUUGAUGCGGCCUACUUCGGCGUCCAUCCUAAGCAGGCAGCUUUAAUGGACCCAAGACAACGAAUACUUCUAGAAACAGUAUACGAAAGUAUAAUUGACGCCUCCUAUAAUCCAAGAGAACUAAGGGGUUCCAAAAUUGGAGUCUAUGUUGGAAUAGGUAAUUUUGGCAAACAAGAAGAAUUCAAAGCUCUACCCAACACAGGCGGUUACACCAACAUCGGUCUUAACUUAUCCAUGGCCGCAAACAGAAUAUCGUACUGUUUUGAUUUUAAAGGUCCAAGUCUUGUGCUAGAUACAGCGUGUUCAAGUUCUUCCUAUGCGUUUGUCUGCGCCAUCAAGGAUAUGAUGCUAGGUGAAACUGACGGUGCUAUAGUAUGCGGUACACAUUUGCUUCAACAUCCCUUUGAAACGGCUGAGUUUAUGAGGUUAAAUAUGCUAUCGCCAGAUGGAAAAUGCAAAGUUUUUGCAACUGACCGGAAUGGCUAUGUUAGAGCAGAAAGUGUAGUCUCUUACUUUUUGCAAAGAGAAAGUAAAAGUAGAAGAAUAUAUGCCACAGUUAUUGGAGCCAAAUCCACUGUCGAUGGUUACAAGAAAGAAGGAAUUACAUUCCCUUCUUCCGAAGAACAAUAUAUUUUAAUGAAAGGACUGUACGAGUCUGCAAAUAUAGACCCAAAUGACAUUCAGUUUGUUGAGACACACGGCACUGGUACCCCAUCUGGUGACUUAGUGGAAUGUGAAGCUCUUGCAAAACAUUACUGCCAAAAGAGAACAAAGCCUCUACUGAUUGGAGCUGUUAAAUCUAACAUGGGUCAUUCAGAAAUUACGUCAGGACUCUGCUCUUUGACAAAAGCUAUUAUUGCGAUGGAAACAGGCAUUAUCCCAGCGAAUCUUCAUACUGAAUCCUUAGAUAAUUCUUUGCCUGGAAUAAGAGAUAACAAAAUUAAGGUAAUUACGGAAAAUACAAAAUUUCUCGGUGGAUGUAUCGGAGUAAAUUGUUUUGGAUUCGGAGGAGCAAAUACACAUAUCAUCAUAGAUUCCAAUAAAAGGGAGAAAUCUCCCAUAAAACAAAAACGACCCAAAAACCGUUUAGUCCAGGUGUCAGGAAGAACAGAAGAAGCAGUUUUACAUUUUUUGGAAGGCGUGGAAAAGAACCAAGAUGAUUCAGAAUUUUUAGCCAUGGUAGACGAGGUUCAUAAGUUUAAUGUUGAUGGACACAACUAUAGAGGGUAUAUAGUAUUGGGAGACCGCCCGACUAAAGAAGUUGAACGAUAUAAUAAACCACGCCCAAUAUGGUUCGUAUAUACUGGCAUGGGAUCACAGUGGAACAAAAUGGGUAAAGACUUAUUGAAUAUCCCUGUCUUUAAAAACACCAUGAACCGUUGUGCUAAAGCGUUAGAGCCUUAUGGGGUAGAUUUAAUAAAUAUUAUAACAAGCGAGGAUCCAUCAGUGUUUGAUAACAUUAUGAACUGUUUUUGUGCGAUAGGAUGCGUAGAAAUCGCUUUAACGGAUGUUUUGUACUCCCUAAACAUUAAUCCCGAUGGAAUAUGUGGUCAUUCUCUAGGAGAAGUUGGUUGCUCUUAUGCAGAUGGACAGAUUUCUUGUGAACAAGCAGCUUUAUUAGUGUACGCUAGAGGAUACGCUUCAACAACUGCUAAAAUAAUUCCAGGACAAAUGGCAGCGAUAGGACUAUCUAAAGAAGAAGUAUCCAAGAUGCUUCCAGAAGGAGUUUUCAUUGCUUGUCAAAAUGCCAAAGAAAACGUCACCAUAUCAGGUCGUCUUGAAGUAACUAAAGCUUUCGUAGAUAAACUAUCGGCACAAGGAGUUUUUGCGAGAUUGGUCAAAUCUGCGGAGAUACCCUUCCACACUAAAUAUUUAGCAGAAGCAGGGAAGUUUCUUCUAAAGUUUUGUAAAAACGUUUUACCUGAUCCUAAACCUCGAAGUAAAAAGUGGAUAUCGAGUUCUGUUCCGUUAAACAAGCAACACGAAGAAUGGUCACAGUACAAUUGCGCUGAGUACCAUUACAAUAACUUCUGCAAUACUGUGCUGUUUGAUCAGGUGUAUGAACACAUACCAGAGAAUGCGAUUGUUAUAGAAGUGGCUCCACAUGGUUUAUUGCAAGCAAUCUUGAAACGAGAAAUGGGAAAAGAAACUACCCAGAUUAGUAUUACUAAUCGGUCUACCGAUGAUAAUGAAAAGUUUUUCCUCUCGUCUAUAGGAAAACUCUAUCUUGCUGGAGGACAACCAAAUUUAAGGAACUUAUACACCGACGUUACGUUUCCAGUUAGUCGUGGAACCAAAAUGUUGUCACCUCUCGUAAAGUGGGACCAUAGUGUAACAUGGUUCUCGGGAUUAUACAAACAUAAAGAUUAUUUUGGUAAAUCGGUAACAGUUAGUCUAUUAGAAGAAGAAUAUGCUUACUUAGAGGGUCAUCAAAUCGAUGGAAGAAUAUUGAUGCCGGCGACUGGAUACUUGGAUUUAGUCUGGAAUAUUGUCGCUGAGUUCCAUCUAAAACCAAAAUGUGAAUUACCGAUUAUAAUAGAAAACGUUAAAUUAAAACGAGCAACAGUACUUACAUCUAACGAUGGAGUAACAUUCCUUAUAAAUGUUUUGAAACAAUCAGGAUAUUUUGAAAUAUUUGAGAGUGGAUCCGUUGUAUGUACAGGAUACAUACGAGUACCCAAGGAUAUAUCAUCAGAAUUUAUAGAGAAAGAAGUCUCAGAAGUACCUCAGGAGAAACAAGUCAUUUUAAAAGGAGAAGAAUUAUAUAAAGAGUACCAGCUGAGAAGAUAUACGUAUAAAAAUUAUUUCCAAGGAAUAAGUCAAUAUGACCUGUAUGGUAGAAGAGGUAGAGUGCAGUGGAAAGGAAAAUUUGCUAGCUUUCUUGAUACGAUGUUACAGAUAGAGAUGAUUAAUACAUACUCAAGAGAUUUGCUUCUUCCUACUGGUAUACAGCAAAUAGCGAUAGAUCCGAUAAAACACUUAGAAAUGGUCAACAAAUGCAAUGAAGAUCUACCCAUCGUCUUUAACGCUGCUCUUGAUCUAAUAAAAUCUGGAGGUGUAGAAAUUAUUGGAACAUCAUUUUCCAAAGCUUCACGUCGCCAGAACGUACAAGAGCCCCCUUCUUAUAAAACUUACAACUUCGUUAGUUAUAGUGGAGUUGGUAAAAAUGAGUUUGAUCUAGAAACAGCAAUGGAUAUAGCAAUGCAAAUAAUCCUACAAAAUAUCCCAGGUCGUGUCAAGAUGAUAAAUAUAUGUGAAAUUACGGCAAGUACGGAUAAUGCAAAAAAUGAUCCUAUUAUUCAGAGUAUUAUAGAUAAACGGAUAUUAAGUGAAAUUGAGUAUUCUACAAUACAAUUAGAGAAUUUAAAAAACAAAUAUCAUGCAAUUGUUGUUGACGAAAAAGAAGUACCAUCCGAAAAUCUAGACAAAAUAGUAGAUAAUUUGACAGCAAAUGGUUUUAUUCUGUUUAAAGGUACAUUCGAAGAACUUAGGAAUAAAUCUUUGGAAGUAGUCUUUGAAUCAAUUAGCGACGAACACAGUAUUUUCCUAUUAAAACCUACAUCUGAUCUACCCAAGGAUUACGCUAUAUUAAAUAUAAGUAACACUAACUUGGAUUGGUUGGAAGAUAUGAAGAUUUUAGACAAAUCUAACGAAGUAAAAACCGUGUACUUGGUCAGCGAAAAUGAAGAUGCUAGUGGGAUACUAGGUCUGACCAAAUGCUUAUUAACUGAAAGAAGCAAACUGAAAUUUUGUUCUGUUUUAAUUGACCGAAAGAUAAAGUUUUCUGUGGACGAUCCUCUCUUUAAAGAUCAGAUAAAGAAGAAUCUGACUUUUAACGUUCUUAGAAAUGAUAAAUGGGGUACUUAUGUGCAUGUGCCUUUAAAAGAAUUGAGUAAACAAAAUGUUGGGAAUGCUGUUGUUAAUAUAAAUAAUCUUGGAGAUUUGUCUACGUUGGAUUGGACAGAAAGACAAUUUGAAGGGAUAAGAGUAUUUGAUGAAUCUGAACUGGUCUAUGUGUACUAUUCUGCUCUUAAUUUUAAAGACGUCAUGAUAGCCACUGGUAAAAUCCAGGCAGAAGGAAUCGAUAGCAUUCCAACCAUGGGCUGUGGUAUUGGAUUUGAAUACGCUGGAGUAACACCUAAAGGUAAACGGAUAAUGGGUCUCAUUGCUGGAGAGGCGUUAGCAUUGCAAGUCCACAAUGAUACAUAUUUUACGUGGGAAGUACCAAAAGAAUGGAGCUUAAAAGAUGCUUGUACGGUCCCUUGUGUUUAUGCAACAUGUUAUUAUGGUUUAAUAAUCAGAGGUCAGCUACAGCCAGGAGAAUCGAUAUUAAUACACGCUGGAACUGGAGGAAUUGGAUUAGCCGCUAUCAAUAUUGCUUUAUCUAUGGAUUGUGAAGUAUACACUACAGUCAGUACGAAAGAGAAGAAACAAUUUUUAAAGAAUACUUUUCCGUCCCUUAAAGAUAAAAAUAUAGGAAAUUCUCGAGAUAAAUCUUUUGAAACCAUGAUUAAAGAAAACACAAAUGGAAGAGGUGUAGAUGUAGUUUUAAACUCUUUAUCGGAUACGUUGUUUCAAGCAUCAAUCAGAUGUUUAGCUGAAGGAGGAAGAUUUUUGGAAAUAGGCAAAGUGGACUUAAUAAACUCAUCUCCGAUACCAACUAACAUGUUUCUUAAAAAUAUUUCUUUCCAUGGAGUACAUCUGGACCAAUUCUUUUAUCCUCAGAAUAAUUUUAAACGUCGUAUUCAGCAGCUGGUAGCAAAAGGUAUCACUGAUGGUGUGGUAAAACCUUUACCAAGUAUUUUGUUUGAAGAAAGUCAAAUAGAGUCCGCAUUCAGAUUUUUGGCGUCUGGUAAACACAAAGGAAAAGUAGUGGUAGAAAUUCGCAAAGAAGAACUGUAUCCUGUAAAUAAACCAAUAAGAAGUAUACCCGCAACUCCUAAACUAUGUCUAGACUCGCAGGAAUCUUACAUCAUAAUAGGAGGUUUAGGUGGGUUUGGUCUGGAGUUAGCAGGAUGGUUGAUUAAGAAAGGAGCUACUAAGAUAGUUAUUAAUUCCAGAAGAGAUGUACUAAAUGGAUUACAGUCGUAUUAUUUAAAAAAAUGGUUGAGUUAUAAAAACGUCAUGGUAAAAAUAGAUACCAAUGAUACCAGUAGUGAGAAAGGAGCAGGGAGUUUGAUUAAUAUGGCUCAAGAGUUAGGUCAUGUAGGAGGCAUCUUUAACUUAGCUAUAGUUCUGAGAGACGAAUUACUCCCAAAACAAACAAAAGAGCACUUUCAAGAUGUAUUUAAGCCUAAAAUCAUAUCAGCCCAAAAUAUGGACAAAUACAGCAGAAGACUUUGUCCAGAUUUGAAACACUUCGUAGCGUUCUCGUCCAUUUCAUGUGGAUGGGGAAAUAUUGCUCAAAUAAACUACGGAAUGGCCAAUUCAGCAGUGGAAAUGUUAUGUGAGAAACGGAAAAGGGACAAGCUACCUGCGUUGGCUAUUCAAUGGGGACCUAUCGGUGAGGUGGGAGUCCUACAAAAAUUGGGAGUAGGAGAAAAAGAAUUUUUCGGCCUCUUACCUCAGAAAGUAGAGUCAUGUUUAAACUCUCUGGAGAGGUUAAUGUUGGACACACAUGCUAUUGUAUCUUGUGUGGUACUUGGUAAAAAACAUGACAAAGCAAGCAUGCAGACCAGCAAGAAGCCAAUAGAAGCCGUAGCUCAUAUUUUAGGAAUAAAGAAUAUCGAUAUGAUCGACAAGUCUCUGACUUUGUCACAACUUGGACUGGAUUCCCUUAUGCUGACAGAAAUUAAACAAACUCUAUAUCGAAACUUCAAUAUAGAUUUAAGCCCUGAAGAGAUUCGAGAGUUAACUUUGAACACUCUCGUUACGGCAGGUUCUACUGAUAAAGAAGAUACUUCCCUUGGUAUUCAAGCGGAAGCCAAUACAUACUUUUUGUCUGAUGAACCCCUUUUAAAAUUAAAGACGUCAGUCAGUUCAAGUAUGAAAAUUUUUUUAAUCCAUCCAAUCGAGGGCCACGUCACUAUUUUGAAGUCACUUGCAAGUAAAUUAAAUGCUACAGUUUAUGGUCUUCAGUCUACAAGUGCCAAUAUGGCGAAUAGAAUGAGUGAUUUUGCAAAGUAUUUUAUUAAAAAAAUUAAAGAGGUGCAACCAAAUGGAGCAUAUUAUUUAUGUGGCUACUCGUAUGGGUGUGUUUUAGGUACUGAGAUGGGCAUACAAUUGGAAAAUGCGGGUGAAAAAGUUGAAAUUGUGUACAUUGAUGGUUCACCAUCAGUUGUUCAUGAAAUUUUGAAAAAAUCACAUAUGAUCAAAGGCUUUAGUAUUGAUGAAUCUAAAGCGGCCGUUUUGGGGUAUUUCUGUACUACAUUUCAGAUUGACCAAAAUGAGGUGAAAAGAUGUCUGAACAAUAAAUCCAGUUAUGAAGAAAAACUAGAUGGUGUGAGUGAACUGAUUUCCAAACUAUCAGGUAUAGAAAAGGUAAAAGUUUUAACGUCCGCAGAUUCUUUUAUUAAAAGAAUUGAAGCAGGUUUUUUCUAUAAACCAUCCGCGAAGUUAUCAGGAAGAAUAUUGUUAAUAAGAAGAAAUGAUAAUCCAUUUGCCACUGAAGAUUAUGACCUUAACGAAGUUUGUGAGCAAUCGUUCGACGUUUUUAAAAUUGAUGGAGACCACAAAACAAUAUUAUUAGGAAAUAAUGCACAGACAGUAGCAGAUAUAAUUCACAAGUUUUACAAACUAUAAUUUAACUAUUUUGUGUGCUUAAAUAGAGAAAUUAUAAAAUUUGCUUUUACAUAUUUGUAAUAAAUAUUAUCUGCUUUACAUUUUAAUAAAGGCACUACACUAGUA